Ascochyta rabiei is the source of this 3093-nucleotide messenger RNA. RefSeq lists its product as uncharacterized. NCBI's taxonomy places the organism in Eukaryota, Fungi, Ascomycota, Dothideomycetes, Pleosporales, Didymellaceae. The transcript has 3 exons. The record is from RefSeq and is a predicted model, not a curated record. The coding region runs from base 1 to 3093 and encodes 1030 amino acids.
AUGGAUAAUCGUUCUUCUGGGACAAAGCCUCCACAAUUCGAUCUGUCAGGUACCACACAAAUUCAGCGAUGGCAGGAGACCACCGGGUACGAGCUCGAAAGUCAUGAUCUCGGCAUUGUAGCGAGGGCUACCACCAUUUGUCUGAGGUCGCUCGGCUUCAUCGCGCAGCAUGCACUUUCGAGCAUGUGCUCAAAAUCUCAACAAAGGCUGUUGAGACGACGUUACAAGAUGUUAAAGCUAUGGGCGAAUGGAUAUGGCGCAUUGGACAGCCGGCUUGAUGCAACCCUUGAUCGAUCCGAUGAUCUUCGACAAACAAUCAUGUCUGUUCUCAGUCCUAUGUGCGAAGUGCUCCUCAAGUGCUUGACCUCGCUCCCUGUACCACAAGCAGACCUUCCAAAGUUCAAUGAUCUAUGUGCAAACGCGAAAGAAGUCUCUAGCCAGAUGAAACUGCUGGUCGCUGAUGCAGAUGGUAGGGCGAGCAGCGACGAGAGCGAUUCUGAUCGUGGAUGUGAUACCGACCAAAGCACUGCACCAUCCAUUGAAUUCAAGGAGAAGGUCAAAGAAAUCACCAUAUACGUUCAGUGCUUAAUCGAUCUUGGAACUGCACUCCAAUGCCCGGCCGUGGCAGACGAACAUGACGACCAUGCCACAUUCCGCCUUCUAGAAGAACGUACCGCCAACGAUUAUCAUGCUGGUCUCAUAUCGAUCAAGUACCCUAGGGCUGACACUCUUUUAGUAGAGCAACUGGGGCAGAUCAGUUGGGCAAGAUUUCUUCGUAUGCAGCAUGAGCGUGAAAAAAUCACCACUGAGCGUGAUCAGCUGCAGGAACGACUCAUUGCUGAUGCUACCAAAUCUCUCGUCUCAAUCUCAGAAUUCCAAGACUCAGGGCUGGGCACGUCACUUCCUACCACAACAUCAUCCUACGCAGAAUCGACAGUUUCUUUUAUGACUAGUAUAUCAGGGGGAGAGCGAGUGCGCAUCCCACCCCUGCCAGCAGAAGGAAAGACAGGAGCGCCGUUUGACUGCACUGCCUGUGGCCGAUCUGUUCGAGCGACCAACAACCUUGAGUGGAGGAAACACCUUUACACAGACCUACAACCUUAUACAUGCUUCUAUACUGGCUGCCCAUUCAACAAGACUCCCUUCGCAAGUCGUCAGUUGUGGAGCGAUCACCUGGAACUUGGACAUAAGCUCGGAUCUGCCUGGGAAGCAGUGAAGUGCCCCCUUUGUCUACACUAUACAGGAAACGGCAGAAGCACUGUACUCACGCACUUCGCUCGACAUAUGGAAGAUAUUGCUCUGAUAGCCCUCCCACUCACGAUCGAUUCAGAUGCUGAUUCGGACUGUAGUAUCGAAUCAGAAUUUCGAGCCCCAACCUUUCCAGAAAAAGGAACGGAAUUUGAUUGUGAACCGCCCCAGACAUCACCGUCGGUUGCCAGUGCUUUUCCAAGUUGUCGUGUGAGACUUUUCGAACUGGAAAAAGGUGAAUGGUUGUACCGAGGUACCGGUCAAUUCGAAGGGGAAGGUUACCUCUUAGUUGUGAAGGAAGAUAAUUUUGAGGUGAGGUACCCGACGAAAGGCGACAGCUUUCUGAAGCAAAAAGAUACUCUCAUCAUCUGGAAAAGUGCGGACCGCAUCGAUAUGGCAAUCAGUUUCCAAGAGCCUGACAAUUGCACCAAGAUCUGGAACUUCUUGGUCGAAACUACCAUGGCUAGUAAAGUUGACGAUAUCACCGCAUCCAAACCUAACGACAACGAAGACGCCAACGUCACUUCGUCGCAAGAGCAAAACAUUUCGCCCGAAAAACACCGUGCUCGUUUUCGUGACCCCAAUAUCCAGGUCAUUGGUCUUGUUCUGGCGUCUGGCAAGUUCAAGUGUUCUGCACCGAGUUGCAGCAAGUUAAGGUUCGGUCGUCAUUUUGAUUUCCAACGCCACCACAAUCAUGUUCACGUCGCCGAGGGCAGCAAGUUUCACCUAAGCAUGACCAAAGAUGAACCAUCGGCAGCAACAUUCGCUACCUCGGGUCGUGUCUACGAUAGUGGCAAUGAUAGCGACAGUGAGGGUCGGAUCACAGGCUGCAUCCUAGCUUCCGGCAAGUUCAAGUGCAGUGAGAAAACUUGCAGCGAUCUCUUCUUCGGCCGUCAAGCAGACUGGAAACGCCACCAUAUUACGGUACAUGCAUCGAAGGCAAAAGAAUACUUCUGUUCACAUCUCGGUUGCGGUCGCUCAAAGAAGCCUUCCGACAAAUCCAAAGGACGAAGCUUUGGCAGUCGAAAGGACAAGAUGGAAGAGCAUAUGCAGGUUGUUCACAUGAAUCGUUCUAGCCGCAUCGAGUCAUCCAUAGGUGUAAGGGCACAAGGUCCGAUGUCCGACUCCGACGACUGUUCAAUCUACGAAAUCACCAGAAUAAGAUCAACUUCUCCGCCGCAGCGCAGUUACCAGGAUUAUGACGAGAGUGUAUCGGUACAGGUCGUUAGCAAAACACCCUAUGUGCACCCCCAGCAUCCGAAAAUCAUGUGUCAGCUCUGUAACGAACGGCCUGAUGGCUACCGUGGAACCCACGAACUGGACCGUCACAUCGCACGCGCGCACGCUGAAACCAGAAAAGGCUACAUCUGCAUUGCACCAGCGUUCCAGAAAAGCUUUCUUAAUAAUUGCGAACACUGCCGCAACAAAAAAGUAUACGGCGCAUACUACAAUGCUGCUGCUCACUUACUUCGGACACACUUCCAUCCACGCAAGCGAGGCCGGAAAGGUAAAAAUGAUGAAAAAAGAGGUGGUAUAGGUGGAGGAGACCAUCCGGCCAUGGAUUGGCUCAAACAGCACUGGAUUCAAGAAAUCGAAGUCCCGAAUUUCCACACAUCAACCUCGCCGGAAAGCGAGCACGACGACGCGUCCGGAGCCGAGUCUGCGCAUCGGAAGCUCGAUGUCGAGACCACUUACGCGGCAUCUGCGAACGAGGGGCAGUUGACGCCGACUAAGACGGACCAUAGGCUAGGGUCAGGCUCCAACUCGAACUUGUAUGAUAUCUCUCCUGUUGCGUAUCAGGCGAUUAGCAACGUUCAGCCCGUUGCUCACGGCUCGAACUCCUAA